AUGUCUCGCCAGGCCCAGCAACAAGCGGCUAGAGAUCGCUUUAAUGCACUUCUGGGGCCUGCCCAUUUCCAUGAGGGCUGGGAAUCCCUUCUAGCCCUUUCGCCGUCCUUCUUCAACGCAAGUGUGUCUCUUGCUUCAGUCCCGAGAAAGAAUCUUCACUUGUCCUCCAAGAACCAAGCUUUGAUAGGCUUGGCAGUCGAUAGUGCAGCAACUCACCUGUUUACUCCUGGCAUCAGAACCAAUGUUGCAGCCGCUUUGAAAGAGGGGGCCUCAAUAGCCGAGGUUGUCGAAGUUAUUGAAUUGAGCAGCACGCUGGGGAUUCAUGCUUGUAACAUUGGAGUCCCUCUGUUGGUGGAGGUGCUCAAGGAAGAGGGGCUGCAUGUCGCCGAGACAACAAAAGAGUUUGAUCAAAGACAGGAGAAGCUGAAGGAAGAGUUUACCACUAAAAGAGGAUACUGGCAUACAUUUUGGGAGGACUUUCUGAGGCUAGAUGCAGACUUUUUCGAGUCAUACCUGGAGUUCUCGGCGGUGCCCUGGACUAAAGAAGUGGAUGGAAAGGUAGGAGGUGCCUUGGAGCCAAAGGUUAGUACUUAUCGCAUGCUGAACAGGCACCCCCCUGAAGAAGUUGGUAGUGACACGGCAAUACGAUAG
Messenger RNA from Podospora anserina S mat+, 651 nucleotides. RefSeq lists its product as uncharacterized. Gene Ontology annotation, molecular function: oxidoreductase activity. The transcript has a single exon. The record is from RefSeq and is a predicted model, not a curated record. Bases 1 to 651 code for a protein of 216 amino acids. Lineage: Eukaryota; Fungi; Ascomycota; Sordariomycetes; Sordariales; Podosporaceae.